This is a messenger RNA of Tigriopus californicus, 2129 nucleotides long. RefSeq lists its product as uncharacterized. The transcript has 10 exons. The record is from RefSeq and is a predicted model, not a curated record. Bases 1016 to 2113 code for a protein of 365 amino acids. Gene Ontology annotation, molecular function: ligand-gated monoatomic ion channel activity. NCBI's taxonomy places the organism in Eukaryota, Metazoa, Arthropoda, Copepoda, Harpacticoida, Harpacticidae. Gene Ontology annotation, cellular component: membrane.
AAAGGAUAAAAGUGUGGUUCAAACGCCAUCACAUUAGGAGGAUGUGGGAAAAAGUUUCUUCCAAGUUUUCUUCCUCAUUUUGAAUAUCAAGAAGUUUGGUAUAUCAACGUCUGGUCGAGUAAGACGUCGUGUUACUGUUUUUCACAUAACAUCCAACAUGCGAAGGAGCAUCAUCACUGAAUUAUUUGUCCUUAUCUGGGUGAUCGGAUUAUGUUUUGGUGCCGAGUUUGAACAUUUUGCGCCAUCCAUUCACUACAUCUUGCAACAAGAAGCUAACGGUUGUGUCAUCCUCUCCAAUGGAAGGCUUCAUCUCUCAGUGCUCCCAUUUCAAUCUCAAUGUGUUGACAUUUCAAAAGUCAACUCUUCGGACAAACUUUUGAACCUGCUCAAAGGAAUACCUUGUCUAGCAGUUGUUGAUCUGCAUGCGGAUCUUGACCCGGAGGUGAUGGAGAUAUUGGCCAAACCAGAGCUCCACCGUAUUAUGAUAAUUACAAAAGGGCCGCGAGUGACUCUUCCCGAGAUAUUGAAGAACAAAGCACAGGUCUUCAAAGUGUCAGAACCCUAUGAGAACCAGAUUUUCUUUGAGAUUUGGACUCCUGCUGCAACCAUCCCGUCUGUCAAUAUUUGGAAACAAGGCCAAGGCUUCCUGAAACACCCUUUGAGUCAAAAACAACACCCGUUAAGUGGAAUAACCUUGAAAUCCAUCGCUAUAUAUCCUGAUGUUGUUCCUUCCAUGGAAAUCAUGAUAUUGGAGACUCUGCAAAGGAAGUACGAAUUCAAGAGCUUGGAUGCAAUUGUCCCUGUGGAUGACUAUGCUUAUACCAUUUCGACUUAUUCUUCCACCACCUUGGACGAGUUAAAACUGGAAAUGUAUGACAAUUGCAAGCAUAAGGAUUUGUUCAACACUAUCAAGGCUCCACCCCCUGAGUUCAACGAAGAAAUUGAAGUUCAUGAAUAUUACGUUUACGCUAUGGGAUGGGCUUGCGCAGGUUUCGAACCAACCCUAAUCAAUUGAAUGAAUUCCUCUAUUCCCAAAUGGGCACAAAAGUUUGAAUACGAGUUGCUUUCAGGUCAGGCCCAUUUAUCAAUUGGAUAUUUGACGGUUCACGCUGAUUUGGUUAGUGCCAUGGUUUUACGGUCAAUUGUGUACGCCAAUUACGACGAAUAUGCUGUUACCCGAACUCCACAACCAACACAGAACAUUCUCAACUUGAUCGAAGUAUUUGAUAUGGCCACUUGGACUACUUUGGCAAUGUUUUUAUUGAUCUUCACGGUCUUGAGUUUUAUUUUUGCGAGGGUGUACAACGGUCUUGACGCCAAUCAAUGCCGAAGAGUCAGUUUUCUGGAGAUCUUCAUUGUUCUGUUCAGUGGAUUCACCGAGCCUGAUCCGGUUGCAUGGUUUAGCAAACAAUGCAAAGGAGGAUUGCUCCUAAUUCUUAUGUGGUCUCUAUUCGGGUUUUUCAUGACCGCGUCUUACUCGUCCAUGUUAUUGUCGUCUCUGACCUUGCCCUCAUUCGAGAAAGUGGUCCAAGAAGCCAGGGACAUCUUGGAUCUUCAGAAAACAAUUAUAGUCGAUCCUCACGAUGAUGAUGGUUAUAGUCUUGAAAGAUUGAAGGAAAUAUUCCCUGAGGACGUGGCACUCUGGGCCAAUGAUCACAAAGUGGUUUUGCUAUUCGAGACAUUGGCAGAUAUUGAAGAUGGUGUCAUCAACUUUGGUAAAGUUUAUUUGGCUUCAAAGCGGAGCAUUUUGGAACAAUCAAUUUUCAACAAAUAUUUGACUCAGAUCAGGUUUUCAACAUACCCUAUUACUUACGGACGCAAUGAUGACACUUUAUAUGUAGGAAAGGGAUUUCCAUGGACCGACCUUAUCUUGGACGAUAUGCUUCGAAUGUUCUCUGGUGGAGUGUUUCAUCAUUAUUUCUAUGAUGGGAUUAGCGUGGAAAGACUGCAGCUGCUGAAGCCUAGAAGCAUUCCUGAAUCAAGCUACGUCAAUGCCGUCAUAACCCUGGAACAAAUAAUGUUUAUAUUCUGGUUUUGGAUGGCUGGUUUGUUCCUAGGGGGCUUUAUUUUUUGCCUAGAACGAGCCCAAUGCCCUGGAUGGUCGUGCAAAUGAACGAAUAACAACCCUG